GCAGUGGUUGAAACAGGGCUGUAAUGUUGUGGGGAAUUUUUCUUGUAGUUUUCUUCUUAGUGCAAGAAGUAUGGGCAAUCCAUGGUGGAAUGCUGUAUCCAAGGGAGUCAGAGAGCAGACAGAUACAGGAAUUAAAUGGCAUGUGGAAGUUCAGAGCAGAUUAUUCCCCAAAUAGAUUGAGGGGCUUUGAUCAAAAGUGGUUUGCAAAGCCACUCGAUCAGACAGGUCCAGUCAUCCCAAUGCCAGUGCCAUCUAGCUAUAAUGAUAUCACAACUAACCAGUCCCUGAGAGACUUUGUAGGAUGGACGUGGUAUGACAGAACUUUCUUUGUAUCACCUGAAUGGCAGAAUAAAAGGGUGGUUUUGAGGGUGGACAGCGCACAUUACAAUUCUAUUGUGUGGGUGAAUUCAAUACAGGUCAUGAAUCACAGUGGAGGACAUUUACCUUUUGAGGCAGAAGUUAACAAAGCACUGAACUUUGCUGGGGAAAACAGAAUAACUAUUACAAUAAACAACACACUUUCCCCAACCACCCUUCCACCAGGAAGUAUUGAAUACAAGACGGACAAAAAUAGGUAUCCUGCUGGUUAUUUUGUCCAAAAUUUACAAAUGGAUUUUUUUAAUUAUGCUGGCAUUCAUCGUUCUGUGAGACUGUACUCCACACCAAGGACUUACAUAGAUGAUAUCACCAUAGUAACCAGAGACACAUCAGGUGUUGUGGACUAUAAUGUAACUCUUGAAGGAAACACAGCAGGUGCUACAUUGACAGUUGAUGUCAUUGAUAAGUCUGGAGUGACUGUUGCAAGUAGCUCCCAACCCAGAGGAAAAAUCAUGAUACCAAAACCUCAUUUAUGGUGGCCUUAUACAAGUAAUGGCCAGGAUCCAGCUUAUUUUUAUACUUUUAAGGUUGCAAUCAAAGACUCCAAGAACAUUGCAGAUUUUUAUCGUCUUCCCUUUGGUAUUCGUAGUGUAGAAUGGACUAAUACCCAGUUGUUGAUCAAUGGGAAGCCUUUCUACUGCCAGGGAGUUGCCAAGCAUGAGGAUGCUGAUAGCUGUAAUAGGCCAUACCAAAUAUCUAGAUCCUUAUAGACCAGUUACAUUUGUAGUGGGAGGAAGUGAUUUCUAUGAAGACAAGGCUGCCCAAUAUACAGACAUAAUCUGUGUGAACCACUACUAUGCCUGGUACAGUGACAUGGGACAUUUGGAUGUGAUUCAGCUUCAGAUGAACUAUGAUAUUACAAACUGGCACAAAACCUUUAACAAACCUGUUAUCAUAACAGAGUAUGGAGCUGACACCGUGGCUGGACUGCAUAAACUUCCCUCUGAUGCAUUCACAGAAGAAUAUCAAGUACAGUUCAUGAGGAAAUACCAUGAGAUAUUUGAUGCUUUGAGAAAACAGUUCUUGGCGGGAGAAAUGGUGUGGAACUUUGCAGACUUCCAGACUGAUCAAGCAACUACCAGAGUUGAUGGCAAUAAGAAAGGAGUCUUCACACGGCAGAGACAACCCAAGAUGGCUGCUCAUUUCCUGCGGGAUAGGUAUCAGGGGCUUAUUAACAGGAGAUCAGGAAGAACAUGCAGGAAAAGUUUCAACUUAUCCACUUAUUUUCAAGAGCUGUAAAUGGUUUAGAACUUGCUUUCACUGAACUGCUUACCAGUUAAAUUUAAUCUGACAGUGUGCAAUCCUUGAUGGUGGUGUUAUUUUUGGAAAGAAAUACAAUGUAUUAUGUGCAAUAACAAUUUACAGCUGACUAAUGACAAUUAAUUGUAUUAAAUUACUGUUUAACAUGGACUUAGAUGUGAUGUGACAUGAUAUUGAACAAAUUUUAACAUGCUGUAAUAAAAGUAGUAUGGAUGAUUUCACAGCAUAACUGCUCAGAUUUCCAUUAUUUGCUGUGCCAAUUAUAAUUUAAAUCAAAAUUUCAAUAAUUUUUUAGUUCAAUUGUUAGUUUUUUUUAAAUUUACCUUUUCAAGGUACCAUGUGUAGCUGUAUCUUUUGAAUGUAUGUAUAUUUAGAUGAAUAUUUACUUUUGUACUCCAUUUGUUAAAGGAUGUUUUACAUAUUAUAAAUUUAUAAGAUAUUAGUGCAGUUGUGAAAACUGUUUACUUAAGCUAAGGCUCAGUAUUAAUACAAAUAUAUUCAUGUAAAUUCAUGAUGCUUACUAUUGUCUUUGAAAUAAAAGAUUAGAAUGGGCAUUGGGCUAAUUUUGGAAUAUUUUAACCAG
Lingula anatina is the source of this 2221-nucleotide messenger RNA. RefSeq names its product beta-glucuronidase. The record is from RefSeq and is a predicted model, not a curated record. NCBI's taxonomy places the organism in Eukaryota, Metazoa, Brachiopoda, Lingulata, Lingulida, Lingulidae. Gene Ontology annotation, molecular function: carbohydrate binding; beta-glucuronidase activity. Gene Ontology annotation, biological process: carbohydrate metabolic process.